UUAUCUCUCUGCAGAUCAGAAACCAAAGCUAAGCGUCAGUCAUGAUAAUCAGUCUGAUGAAUUCAGAUUUUCAUGUGAAAUCCCAGGGUCAGAGUCAGUAACUGCUGAUUUUAGCUGUAAUCUCUACACUGGAGAAAAAACUCAGUUUUUCUCAAACACAUCCUUUCAGAAGAGAGACUCUGGGAAGGCGGUUUGUGUUUUUAUAGCAGAUAAAAAUGAUGUGUUUAAUCGUCUGCAGUCAGUAAAGAGUCGUAAAGUGAGCUGUGAUUAUUCAGUGACCUCUGACCCGACUGCUCGCUCUCCGAUGAGUAAGAAAUACAACAUGAUGCAUUUCUUUCCUGAAACACCACAGCGGCCCACAACUAAACCCUCCCCGACUGUUCUUUCAACUCGUCUGAUCACCACAAGACCCACAGCUAUGAGUUUUUCUUCUCCCUCAACAACGUCGUCCACAACUAAAGAGAAAACGAGAGCAGAGUCUCAUGGACCAUCAACUCCAACCACAGACAGAAAGAAACCGACUGCAGGUUUUUCUUCUCCCUCAACAACGUCGUCCACAACUAAAGAGAAAACGAGAGCAGAGUCUCAUGGACCAUCAACUCCAACCACAGACAGAAAGAAACCGACUGCAGGAUCUUUGUCGGUGCUGCUGCCGUCAGUCCUCGGUGUCUGUGUUUUACUGGCUGGAAUGAUGAGCGUCUGUCUCUGCAGCUUUAUCAGGAAGCAGACGGCUGAGAGACGCAAAAUGGACUUGACCCAAGGUGAUCAGGAAGGCGUGUUAUCCAUGCACAAGAUGAAGACAUCCGGUUCAGAAGAUCCUGGAACUUAUUCUGUGAUCAGCUCAGUCCCCUCACCGUCCCUGCUUUUCGAGAGCAGCUCAGACAGAAAAGAAGAUUCUGUGAAACCAGAGGAUGAUGGCGAGCACGUGUACUGUUCCAUCACUGACACUCAAGUGGGCCCCAAAGAUAAAGGCGCAGUGUACAGCCUGCUGCAGAUGCACUGAUGCACCUUACACAGUGUAAAUUAUUUCUCAUUUUUAUGUUUUUUGAUGCAACACAUGCCUUAAAUUGAAUACUCAGCUCUGGCACUUUAAAUAAAUUGACUUCAGGCUGCUGUUUGGCUGUGACUGCAGUGUCUAUUAUAGAAUAAUACUCAAGACUUGUCACUUUAUAUCGCACUACAGCACUAGUGGAGGUCAUGCUACAACCAAUUCUUGUUGUUUGUUGCUGCCCUUUGUGAGCAAUUGUCCUUAUUUAGCUCUGUCUUUUUUUAUAUUAUAUUUUAUUAUAUAUAAAAAAUGGGCGGCACGGUGGUGUAGUGGUUAGCGCUGUCGCCUCACAGCAAGAAGGUCCUGGGUUCGAGCCCCGGGGCCGGCGAGGGCCUUUCUGU
Messenger RNA from Neoarius graeffei (lesser salmon catfish), 1389 nucleotides. Its product is annotated as salivary glue protein Sgs-3-like. The transcript is spliced from 14 exons. NCBI's taxonomy places the organism in Eukaryota, Metazoa, Chordata, Actinopteri, Siluriformes, Ariidae. The coding region runs from base 305 to 1003 and encodes 232 amino acids. The record is from RefSeq and is a predicted model, not a curated record.